CGGCCUCCGCCAGACCGUACCAUCUCCCGGGGGGAGUCACUUCUCUUUGUAUCUUCUGAAAGCACGGGGACGCAACUCCUGUGUUUGCUGGGCCUUCGUUCGCUCCUGUAACCGUGUCUCCGCGCUCUCCCGCUCCCCGGUAUCUGCCCCGCAGUCUUUGAGAGAAGCGCCUCUCCCCCGCCACUUGCUCCGGUCCUUGUCGCCUCAGAAGGAGAAGACCGCCGCCAUUUUGUAUGCUGGCGGGAGACUGAGCGGAGAAACCGAAGACCGGGGAGAGCAGCCCGUGCACACCUGAGCUGCCCGGAGCGUCACACGAGGGGCCCGAGGCCGCCGGCAGCCAUGUACAUCAAACAGGUGAUCAUCCAGGGCUUCCGCAGCUACAGAGAUCAGACCAUUGUGGAUCCCUUCAGUUCUAAGCACAAUGUGAUCGUGGGAAGAAACGGAUCCGGCAAAAGCAACUUUUUCUACGCCAUUCAGUUUGUCCUGAGUGAUGAGUUCAGUCACUUACGCCCGGAGCAGCGCCUGGCUCUCCUACAUGAAGGAACAGGGCCCCGCGUCAUUUCUGCUUUUGUGGAAAUCAUAUUUGAUAACUCUGACAACCGACUGCCGAUUGACAAGGAGGAGGUUUCCCUUCGAAGAGUUAUUGGGGCCAAAAAGGAUCAGUAUUUCUUAGACAAGAAAAUGGUGACUAAGAACGAUGUUAUGAAUCUGUUGGAAAGUGCUGGAUUUUCUCGCAGUAAUCCUUAUUACAUCGUGAAACAGGGCAAGAUUAACCAAAUGGCCACUGCCCCAGACUCUCAAAGGCUGAAACUGCUCCGUGAAGUCGCCGGGACCAGAGUAUACGAUGAGCGGAAAGAAGAAAGUAUCUCACUAAUGAAGGAAACUGAGGGUAAACGAGAGAAGAUUAAUGAACUGCUGAAAUACAUUGAGGAGAGGCUGCACACUCUGGAGGAAGAGAAGGAAGAGCUAGCGCAAUACCAGAAGUGGGAUAAGAUGAGGAGGGCCCUUGAGUACACCAUCUACAACCAGGAGCUGAAUGAGACACGGGCCAAGCUUGACGAGCUAUCGUCAAAAAGAGAGACAAGUGGUGAAAAAUCAAGGCAGCUGAGAGAUGCACAGCAGGAUGCCAGAGAUAAAAUGGAGGAAAUUGAACGUCAAGUGCGAGAGUUAAAAUCAAAGAUUUCUGCAAUGAAAGAAGAGAAGGAGCAGCUGAGCUCUGAAAGACAGGAACAGAUAAAGCAAAGGACCAAACUAGAGCUGAAAGCAAAGGACCUGCAGGAUGAACUGGCUGGGAACAGCGAGCAGAGGAAACGUCUCUUAAAAGAGAGACAGAAAUUACUGGAAAAGAUUGAAGAAAAGCAAAAAGAGCUGGCAGAGACGGAGCCCAAGUUUAGCAGUGUUAAACAGAAUGAAGAAAGUGGCAUUGCAAGAUUGGCACAAGCUACCCAGGAGAGAACAGAUCUAUAUGCCAAGCAAGGCCGUGGCAGUCAAUUUACAUCUAAAGAAGAAAGAGACAAGUGGAUUAAAAAAGAACUGAAGUCCUUAGACCAGGCCAUAAAUGACAAAAAACGGCAGAUCGCUGCAAUACACAAAGAUCUUGAAGACACCGAGGCAAAUAAGGAGAAAAAUCUAGAGCAAUACACAAAAUUGGAUCAAGAUCUCAGUGAAGUCAAAGCUCGAGUGGAAGAAUUGGACAAGAAGUACUACGAAGUUAAAAAUAAGAAAGAUGAGUUGCAGAGUGAGAGAAAUUACUUAUGGCGAGAAGAGAAUGCAGAGCAACAGGCACUCGCUGCGAAGCGAGAGGAUCUGGAAAAGAAACAGCAACUUCUUCGUGCUGCAACCGGAAAGGCUAUAUUAAAUGGCAUUGACAGCAUUAAUAAGGUCCUGGAGCACUUCAGAAGGAAAGGCAUCAACCAGCACGUCAUUAACGGCUACCACGGGAUUGUCAUGAAUAAUUUUGACUGUGAGGCGGCUUUCUACACUUGUGUUGAGGUCACUGCUGGGAACAGGCUGUUCUACCAUAUUGUAGAGUCAGAUGAAGUCAGCACCAAGAUUUUGAUGGAGUUUAACAAGAUGAACCUUCCCGGAGAAGUUACUUUCCUUCCUCUGAACAAAUUGGAUGUGAGAGAUACAGCAUAUCCCGAGACUAAUGAUGCUAUUCCAAUGAUUAGCAAGUUACGAUACAACCAUCGCUUUGAUAAAGCAUUCAAACAUGUUUUUGGGAGAACUCUGAUCUGUCGCAGCAUGGAGGUGUCCACGCAGCUGGCCAGGGCAUUUACAAUGGAUUGCAUCACUCUCGAAGGGGAUCAGGUCAGCCAUCGUGGUGCACUGACCGGCGGUUACUAUGACACAAGGAAAUCUAGAUUGGAACUGCAGAAAGAUGUCCGGAAGGUAGAGGACGAGCUCCACGCUCUGGAGGCAAAAUUGAACGAGAACUUGAGGAGGAACAUUGAGAGGAUUAAUAAUGAAAUCGAUCAGCUGAUGAAUCAGAUGCAACAGAUCGAAACCCAACAGAGAAAAUUUAAAGCUUCCAGGGACAGUAUCCUGUCCGAGAUGAAAAUGCUGAAGGAGAAACGACUGCAGUCAGAAAAGACGUUCAUGCCAAAGCAACGGAGUUUACAGAGCUUGGAGGCCAGUUUACAUGCAAUGGAGUCGACCCGGGAAUCGCUGAAAGCCGAGCUGGGAACAGACUUAUUGUCUCAGCUUAGCCUGGAUGACCAGAAGAGGGUGGAUGCUCUGAAUGAUGAGAUUCGACAGCUACAGCAGGAAAACCGACAACUUUUGAACGAGAGAAUCAAGCUGGAAGGGACAAUCACCCGUGUGGAGACUUAUCUGAAUGAGAACCUGCGCAAGAGAUUGGACCAGGUGGAGCAGGAACUGAAUGAGUUGCGGGAAACGGAAGGAGGGACGGUUCUCACAGCGACUACUUCUGAACUGGAGGCCAUCAACAAACGGGUGAAGGAGACACUGGCGCGGUCAGAUGGUCUUGAUGUUACCAUCGAUAAAACUGAAGCAGAGAUAAAAGACCUUGUGAAGAGUAUGGAUCGGUGGAAGAACAUGGAGAAGGAUCAUAUGGACGCCAUUAACCAUGACACAAAAGAACUGGAGAAAAUGACCAACCGGCAAGGCAUGCUUCUGAAGAAGAAAGAGGAAUGUAUGAAGAAGAUAAGAGAGUUGGGCUCACUUCCUCAGGAGGCUUUUGAAAAGUAUCAGACCCUGAGUUUAAAGCAGUUAUUUCGUAAGUUAGAGCAGUGUAACACCGAGCUGAAGAAGUACAGCCAUGUCAACAAGAAGGCCCUGGACCAGUUUGUUAACUUCUCGGAGCAGAAAGAGAAGCUGAUUAAACGUCAAGAGGAACUUGACCGAGGCCAUAAAUCAAUCAUGGAGCUGAUGAAUGUCCUGGAACUCCGCAAAUAUGAAGCCAUCCAGCUGACGUUCAAGCAGGUGUCCAAGAACUUCAGUGAAGUGUUCACAAAGCUGGUGCCGAGUGGUAAGGCCACAUUGGUGAUGAAGAAAGGAGAUGUGGAAGGAAGUCAGUCUCAAGAUGAGGGGGAGGGCAGUGCGGAGAGCGAGAAGGGUUCCAGCUCGCAGAGCAGCGUGCCGUCUGUCGACCAGUUCACUGGCGUAGGGAUACGGGUGUCGUUCACGGGGAAACAGGCAGAGAUGAGAGAGAUGCAGCAGCUCUCCGGAGGUCAGAAGUCUUUGGUGGCAUUGGCUCUGAUAUUUGCCAUCCAGAAAUGUGAUCCAGCUCCCUUUUACCUUUUUGAUGAGAUUGACCAGGCUUUGGAUGCUCAGCACAGGAAGGCCGUGUCAGAUAUGAUCAUGGAACUUGCUUCUCAUGCUCAGUUCAUUACGACGACUUUCAGGCCAGAACUGCUGGAAUCUGCUGACAAGUUCUAUGGGGUGAAAUUUAGGAACAAGGUCAGUCAUAUUGACGUGAUCACAGCCGAACAGGCCAAGGACUUUGUGGAGGAUGACACUACCCACGGCUGAGUGCCGCCCCCUGCAGGACGCUGUACAAAGUGUUACCCGGUGUCAUAUUUGCACCAGGUUCUGUAUAUUUAUAACUGUAUAAUUUCGCUCUCAUUUGGUCUCGUUUCAGGAGCUGUUUUAAUACGUUGUAGCGCAGAUUUUUCAAUGUUUUGUACCAUGAAGUUGCGCUAUUUCGUCGUUACGCGGUUUUAUGUAUCUGUUUGUUUCUGAUUCCCGCGCCAUGUUUUUAUGCUUUACCAUUUGCAUUUCAAGCCUUGUUUUUACCAUUCCUGCCUUGUGUGAACCUUUUAAGUAGCGUCAAUAAACUGUUGAUUUUAUGGCUUUGGUUAAUAAA
This is a messenger RNA of Bufo gargarizans (Asiatic toad), 4327 nucleotides long. RefSeq names its product structural maintenance of chromosomes 3 (gene SMC3). The transcript has 29 exons. Gene Ontology annotation, molecular function: ATP hydrolysis activity; double-stranded DNA binding; ATP binding. Gene Ontology annotation, biological process: mitotic sister chromatid cohesion. The coding region runs from base 340 to 3993 and encodes 1217 amino acids. Lineage: Eukaryota; Metazoa; Chordata; Amphibia; Anura; Bufonidae. The record is from RefSeq and is a predicted model, not a curated record. Gene Ontology annotation, cellular component: chromosome.